UAUUUAAAUAAACCCCAACUCUGUUCAUUUCGCCCAAAUUCAAUCCAUUUAUCCUUUGUCCAAUUUCUUUCAAAUUCAAUUGACCAUGUCUCAGACUGUUGUUCUUAAGGUUGGUAUGUCAUGUGGAGGCUGUGUCGGGGCCGUGAAGAGGGUUCUUGGCAAAAUGGAAGGGGUGGAGACUUUUGACAUUGAUCUGGAGCAACAAAAAGUGACUGUGAAGGGUAACGUACAGCCGGAUGCAGUUCUGCAGACUGUUUCCAAGACUGGGAAGAAAACCGAGUUUUGGCCUGCUGAAGCAGCAGCAACUUCUGUUGCUUAAAUUUUCGAAAACUAAUGGUUUGUGGAACUGGGUAUUAAAUCUAUGGUUUUUGGUCUUCUGUAAAGCUUAAAACUAUCUUGUGACUGUAACAUUUGGUAGUUUGCAGUUGAAUAAAUGCAGAACAUAAUUGUUGUGUUGUGUUGUGA
This is a messenger RNA of Cynara cardunculus var. scolymus (artichoke), 465 nucleotides long. RefSeq names its product copper transport protein ATX1. The coding region runs from base 86 to 319 and encodes 77 amino acids. The record is from RefSeq and is a predicted model, not a curated record. NCBI's taxonomy places the organism in Eukaryota, Viridiplantae, Streptophyta, Magnoliopsida, Asterales, Asteraceae. The transcript has 3 exons. Gene Ontology annotation, molecular function: metal ion binding.